Messenger RNA from Manis pentadactyla (Chinese pangolin), 2015 nucleotides. RefSeq names its product HERPUD family member 2 (gene HERPUD2). Lineage: Eukaryota; Metazoa; Chordata; Mammalia; Pholidota; Manidae. Gene Ontology annotation, biological process: endoplasmic reticulum unfolded protein response. The coding region runs from base 91 to 1311 and encodes 406 amino acids. Gene Ontology annotation, molecular function: protein binding. The transcript has 8 exons. The record is from RefSeq and is a predicted model, not a curated record.
GUCCGCAUCCCAAGUCGCGCAGUCAGUAACCACCUCGGCUCUUUAGGGCUUAACUGUUGCCCCUUUUAACUUUUCGAUUUUGGGGGCAUCAUGGACCAAAAUGGAAUGGAGAUUCCUGUGACCCUCAUCAUUAAAGCACCGAACCAGAAAUACAGUGACCAGACUAUUAGCUGCUUCUUAAACUGGACCGUGGGGAAACUAAAAACUCAUCUAUCUAACGUGUACCCUAGCAAGCCAUUGACGAAGGAUCAGAGAUUGGUGUAUUCGGGCAGACUGCUUCCUGAUCAUCUGCAGCUGAAAGAUAUUCUCAGAAAACAAGAUGAGUAUCAUAUGGUUCAUCUAGUAUGUACUUCUCGGACUCCUCCCAGUUCUCCAAAAUCCAGCACCAGUAGAGAAAAUCAUGAAGCAUUGGCAUCCAGCAGCAAUUCUAGUUCAGAUCAGUCAGGAUCAACAACUCCAUCGUCCAGUCAGGAAACCUUGUCUUUAGCUGCCAGUUCUUCCUCCGAAGGAUUGAGGCAACGUACCCUUCUGCAGGCACAAACCGACCCAGCACAAAGUCAUCAGUUCCCAUAUGUAAUGCAAGGAAAUGUAGACAGCCAGCUUCCAGGGCAGGCGGCCCCUGUCGGCUUCCCAGUGUACCCUGUGUUCAGCCCCCUGCAGAUGCUGUGGUGGCAGCAGGUGUAUGCCCAUCACUAUUACCUGCACUAUCAAGCUGCAGUUUCAGCUCAGGCCACAUCAAAUGCCAACUCAGACCAGCCUGCUGCUUCACAGCCUCUAAAUUUGGCACAUGCUCCUGGAGAAGAACCCCAAGCAGCCCCAAACCUAGUGGCCCAAGAAAACCAACCCAUGAAUGAGAAUGUUCAAAUGAAUGCACAGGGAGGUCCACUGCUAAAUGAAGAGGACUUCAACCGAGACUGGCUGGACUGGAUGUACACGUUCUCACGAGCUGCAAUUCUUCUUAGCAUUGUAUACUUCUAUUCUUCUUUUAGUCGCUUUAUCAUGGUCAUGGGAGCCAUGGUUCUAGUUUAUUUACAUCAAGCUGGAUGGUUUCCUUUUAGGCAAGAAGGAGGCCAGCAACAAGCUCCCAAUAAUAAUGCUGAAGUUAACAAUGAUGGGCAAAACGUAAACAACCUAGAACUUGAAGAAAUGGAGCGUCUGAUGGAUGAUGGGCUUGAAGAUGACAGUGGAGAAGAUGCAGGUGAAGAUGCCAGUGUGAUUCAAAGGCCUGGAUUAAUGGCAUCAGCUUGGUCUUUUAUCACCACCUUCUUUACUUCGCUGAUACCAGAGGGACCUCCCCAGGUUGCCAAUUAGACCUGAAAAACUGUGCCAGCUGCAAAGGAGGGUCUGACUGUACUAAAGUGUUUUAAAUAACAGUGCAAUUUCAAAAAAUUUAUUACUUUCUUUUGAUCAUCAUGUACAGAGGCAAUUUUUCUUUAGGCUUUUCAUGCAUAUGAAUAUUUCAAGCACAUAUGGACUACUAAAUGUGUGAUAUUUUUUUUUAAGGACUCUAACAGAAUGUAGUAUUACAGUAUUGGUCUUACAGGUUUAUUAAUUUCAAUUAUGUAUGUUAUACCAAGAUAGACCUAUAUGUGCAUCUUAUAUCUUUAAAGAGCUGCUUCACAUAUAAAUGUCUAUAGCUAAUAGCCCAGCCCUUUAAUGUGUAAUUUGAAUAAAUGUAUCUAUUUUCUGUGAAUUAUCCUGAAAGUUUUAAACAGAAUGACCUCAUAGUUUUUAAUAAAGACUAUUAUUUAUCUAAAAUGUGCUACUAGCAUCUUACCCAGCCAUAAAGCAAUAAACUUCUCAAUAGUCUCAAUUUUGACAUUUGAAUAAAUAAUGGAAACUUUCUAUUUUAAGGGCAUGUAUCCCAUCAAUUGGAAUUAGUACCUUAAGAGAAAAAGGCAGCUCUUCAAUGGAAUUAAUAAUGAUAUAAAAUGUUUGAUACAGGCAGUACUUUUAUAAAAUAUGCUGGAAAUUGCUCCCUGUAAUUUUUUAAAUAAAAGGUCAAUUAUGGUAAA